UCUCUCUCUUCUUGCCUCUGUCUCGCCGUUGGUUAGCGGGCAAGGUGGGCAGCGAGGGCGGAGGCGUCAUGUCCCGGGAUGAGGAGGGGAACGGCGCGGAGAAGAGGAGGAGGACCGGUGUGGACGGCGUUGGAGGUGGCGGCGGCGGCGGCAUCACGGGGGCGUUCGACAUGCUGCCCGACGAGCUGGUCGUUUCCAUCCUCGCCGACGUCGCCGCGUCCGCCGGCUCGCCGGCUGACCUCGCUGCCGCCAUGCUCACGUGCAGAAGAUUCAGGGAGGCGGGUUGGAACAGGCUGGUGCUCGCGCGGGCGUCGGCGGCGUGCGUCGCCGUGCGCGCCGGGUCAUGGUGCAACGAAGCGCGCCGCUUCCUCGUCCGCUGCGCGCAAGCCGGCAACGCGGAAUCCUCCUAUCUUCUUGGCAUGAUCAUGUUCUACUGCUUCGAGAACCGCAAGCUGGGGGCGGAGCUGUUGGGCGCGGCGGCGCGGCGCGGGCACGUCGAGGCGCUCUACUCGAUGGCGAUCAUCCAGUUCAACGGCAGCGGGCUGGCCAAGGACGGCCGCAACCUCCAGGCCGGCGCCCACCUCUGCGCCCGCGCCGCGUCGCGCGGCCACACCGACGCGCUCCGCGAGCUCGGGCACUGCCUCUCGGACGGCUACGGCGUCCGCCGCUCCGUCACUGGCGGGCGGCGCCUCCUCGUCCAGGCCAACUUCCGCGAGCUGUGCGCCGCGGUCGCCCAGGGAGGGGCCAGGUUCGCCGCGGCGCUCGGCCUCAGCGGAGAGUGCAAGCCACUGGGCCCGCACACGUGCCUGCUCAGCGACUACGGCUGCCACGUCGCCGGCGCCGCGGGGCGCCGCGGGCACGCCGCCAACGCGUUCCUGGCCGAGUGGUACGCGUCGCGGCCGCUGGCGCUGGUCCCCGGCGCGGCGGCGGCGGCGGCGCUCCGGCUGUGCUCGCAGCCCACGUGCGGGCGGCCGGAGACGCGGAAACACGAGUUCCGGCGGUGCUCCGUGUGCAGCGCGGUGAUCUACUGCUCCCGCGCGUGCCAGGCGCUGCACUGGAAGGUGGCGCACAAGAAGGAGUGCGUCCCGAUGGAAUUCUGGCUCGACGCCGCCAACGCCAACGGCAAUGCCGUCGGGGCCGUCGAGGCAGCUGCGCCGGCGGCGGCGGCGGCUGCUCAGAUGGCGAUGCCGUGACCCGCGCGUGACUCCCGCCCGAGCGUGUGGUCGUCGUAGGUCGCCAUCUCCGGGAAGCUCGCGGUUCCACCUCCGCUCCGGUCUUUUCACUUAUCGCGCAUCCAUUUUACUUUUAUGUACUUAAUACUACUUCAUUAGUGUCCAAGUUAAGCCAGGCUAAGCCAUUUUGAGUGAGAGAGAACUAAGCUUCUGUUUAUUUCGUCUUCAGUAUGCUCCUGUGUUUUUCGUACACUGGUAAUCAAGGUGAAAUUUUUGAACUCGAUUAUGAAACGUCGUCAAUUCAU
Messenger RNA from Oryza brachyantha (malo sina), 1477 nucleotides. Its product is annotated as F-box protein At1g67340-like. Gene Ontology annotation, molecular function: protein binding. NCBI's taxonomy places the organism in Eukaryota, Viridiplantae, Streptophyta, Magnoliopsida, Poales, Poaceae. The record is from RefSeq and is a predicted model, not a curated record. The transcript has 3 exons. Bases 69 to 1193 code for a protein of 374 amino acids.